Molecule: messenger RNA, 618 nt
Organism: Neolamprologus brichardi
Lineage: Eukaryota; Metazoa; Chordata; Actinopteri; Cichliformes; Cichlidae
Source: RefSeq, a predicted model, not a curated record
GGACGGAAGAUAUGGUGGAGGAAGGAAACUCGCACACACACCAGUGAUGGUUGUUGUAAGGAGGCUCUGACGAGCAGAAUGGCUUACCACAGUCAGGGGAUGAUGGAGCACAUUUCACUCGUCCGUCCGCUAGCUCUCCACGGCAUCUCCAUGGACAACAGCGGAGCGCACCGUCAAGACGCGCUUCGCCUCGGACUGCCCUGCCACCUGGACGCCUACUUCGACCCCGUGCACGGACAGAGAUUACCCUGCAGACGCUUCUCCUACAUCCCCUUUCACGGACCCCUCGGUGUGUGCGAUUACUCUUUCGAGCCCGCGUUUAUCCGGAAAAGGAACGAACGGGAACGGCACCGAGUACGCUGCGUAAACGAGGGUUACGCGCGCCUCCGGGAGCACCUGCCCCACGAGUUCGACGACAAACGGCUCAGCAAAGUGGAGACGCUGCGAGCGGCCAUUGACUAUAUCAAACACCUGCAGAGCCUGCUGGAUGUAAACGUCUCCGGGGUGGAGGUAUCACUGGGAGGGGCGCGCAAACUCGAGCGGCUACAGCAGAGCUCGGAGUGCACUAGCGAUGGAGAAACCCAAACCAGCCUAAGCGAAAGCGGGGAUGUUGUUUAA